AUGGACUUAGAAGAAAGCACACCAAUACAUGGUGGACCUACCAUGGAAACUUUCGAGCUCCCAGGCUGGGACCCGGCUGUUCCUGUGACGCACGAUUCCGGCAUUACCCAGAGCCAGAUCCUGAACUUCCGCGGCUUCGACACCUGGCAAAAGACCCUCAAGUCAUCCUUGAAGCGACAAAAGUUCAGCGACCACGAAUUCAACAACGACCCUUACGGGCUAAAGAGCAUCGAGAUCCAAAGUUACGACUUGAUUGGGAAACCAGGGACAGAAGGUCAUCAUCCUCUCUUCAUCAAAUUGAAAGCUAAAGUGGAAAGUCCACAAGGCGGAAGUAUCCCCACCGUCGUGUUUUUGAGGGGCGGCAGCGUCGCUGUGCUCAUCAUUGUUCGACCGACCGAUUCCCUGGAUGAGCGCUAUGUGAUCAUGACAGAGCAAGCGCGUAUACCCGCGGGAAGCUUGAGUUUCAUGGAGAUCCCGGCUGGUAUGAUCGAUCCGAAAGAUGAUAGUUUCGCUGGUACUGCAGCUCGAGAGCUUGAGGAAGAGGUCGGACUGAAGCUGAAGGAAGAGGAUCUGAUCAAUAUGACGGAGCUUGCACUGAAAGGCCACGAGACCGAAGAGCCGCUGCAGAACGCCAUGUACCCAAGCCCAGGAGGUUGCGAUGAGUUCAUCGUCAUCUAUUUGUGGGAGAGGGAGAUGGACAGGAUGCAGAUCGACAGUCUGCGGGGAAAGCUCGGGGGUGAGCGAUCUGAGCGGGAGCAUAUUCGCAUCAGGCUUCUCAACUAUGAGAAGCUACUGCAGGUGGGUGCGAGAGAUGGAAAAACGUUGGCGGCAUGGAGUUUAUAUGAGUAUCUGAAAAGGACCAGACAGAUCAAAUAG
Molecule: messenger RNA, 876 nt
Organism: Didymosphaeria variabile
Lineage: Eukaryota; Fungi; Ascomycota; Dothideomycetes; Pleosporales; Didymosphaeriaceae
Exons: 2
Coding region: 1-876 (291 amino acids)
Biological process (GO): nucleoside phosphate metabolic process; ribose phosphate metabolic process
Molecular function (GO): ADP-glucose pyrophosphatase activity; ADP-ribose pyrophosphatase activity
Source: RefSeq, a predicted model, not a curated record